UGGUGACUUUACCGAAAGAACCAAGAACAUGAAUCCCUGCAGUCACGAAAGCUUUAAAUCGAAAUUUGAAAGUGCUGCCCAUGUUGUAGUUGCCUAAUAAACUGGUGCAUUAUUGUAAACAUGCGACAUAAAAUGUGGGGGCUAGGUAGGUCAUGCAGCGAUUUAAAACGUGAACAAUUGUUUGUCAUUACAGAUACGUCUAUAGUGUCUAUAAUAAGAAUACUCGAGGAAAAACCCCUUUAUUGGAUAGACGCCUCCAAUCGAUCUACAGAAGGCGUCGUCCAUAAGUGGCGGCAAAUUCACCCUGUAAUUCGCAUUUAUCCGCAGAUAAGUCGCCCAGAGAUUAUCUCGUGAAAGUGCUAAAUUCGUAAGAUUGUAUUCAUGUGUUUUGCAGAUAAGAGGUUAUCACCCGAGCUAGUGACAUUUAUUCUAUUGUCAGAGGCUAUCUGUGUGGAAAACCUCAGUAAUGUUCUCAAACGCCAAAAAAUAGCGUCUGCCAAGAGUGUCUCUCACAUGAACGCUGACAGAGGGAGAGUUUCUUUGUAUUUUUUUCUAACAAUGGGUGGCUUUGGCAGCUACGAGGAUAUGUUGUGUUUUCCAAUCAUUCAUGUUAAUUUAAUCUCAUAUUUUAAUUACGAACGCCCACCUCUCCCUCUCGGCAGCUGUAAAAGUAUCGCAUGGGCUGCAAUCCCAGUAUAUUGCAGACACUAAACAAAAGCAAAUAUAACAUUUGUUUAAGGCACACAAAUAUAUAAUGACGUGAAGCUUGAGCUUGUAACCUCAUUUAUCCAGUCUCCAGCACUGAGAUCUGUGGUACAUCGGUUUGAAUUGACUAACUGUCCAUGAGUGAUAUGCCGCAUCAUGACUUUUGUAACACAAUCAAGAGCUCAGGUGAGGAAAAGUUAAUCUCGUUACUUAUAAAUGUGCUUUCGUUCUGUGUAGGAGGUUAUUCAUUCAAUAAAAAGAUGUUUCGUUCAUCUAUAAUAAUUAUCCAGACGUACGAUGGCUAUUAACGUCGUGCAUUUAAAUGCAUUGCAUAUUUAAUGUGGGCCACCAAUGUGUAUGCCAGUAGCUUAAUUCAAUUAAUAAUAUUACUUUUUGGUUUAAAAUGAAUAUUUUAAAAAAAUGUAAUUGCUUUAAAAUCAAUAUACAGUACCCAUGUGGAACACUGAAGCUAAUUUAAUUAGAAAAUUCACAUCAGAUUACAUGAAUCCAUUCCAUCCUCACCUUUUCUCGUUUGUUAACUUGUGACCCUGUCGUUGCAUGCAUGAAUGCCGUUGAAACAUUACAGGGAAUGCCAUGGACAAAACGAAUCCUUUCCGUUUUCAGGAUUCUUUGGUCGAGUGUUGUAGCUUGAAAAAGGUUAUGGAAACGUACGUGCUGCCCACACUCUACGGCAUUGUGUUCGUGGUGGGAAUUUCUCUCAAUUGCACUGCCCUCCUGGCUUACCGAGGCAGGCCCCGUCCCUGGUCCUGCAACACCAUCAUCCUGUUCAACCUGACGCUGUCGGACCUCCUCUACCUGCUCAACCUGCCCAUCUGCAUGUACAACUACAUUGACCAAUCGCCAAUGACCCGGCCUCAAAUCCUCUUUCGCUGCAAGUUCACGACCUUCGCAUUCUACCAAAACCUCUACCUGAGCAUCACCAUCCUGAUGUGGAUGAGCGUGUAUCGCUGCGUCGGGGUCGUGUCGCCGGUGCGUGCUCGACAAAUACUUCGUAGGCGCGUGGUCAUUUUGAGCUGCGUGUUCAUGUGGCUCGCUGUGACCCUGGGAUUGUUCAAGGUGGCGACCCUAGAGCAGACCACGGAUUCAAACGGAACCACACUGUGCCACGAUUUGGUGAGGUCUCUGUAUGAGAACAACGAGUUUGGUUACAGCUGGUGCCUGAUCGUCUUUGCCUUCGUUAUGCCCUACUCGGUCAUCGUGCUGUGCCAGUGUGUCAUUGUAAGGACAAUCCGGCGCAGCCGUGGAACGAUGCAGCCGGCAAGAAGUCGAUCGGCCAGGCUUAUAGCCGCCACCAUCAUCAUGUUCACCAUUUCCUUCCUGCCUCAUCACAUCAUGCGUGUCAUUCGACUUGAAACGCUGUCGUAUUCCCCGCAUCAGUGCCACAUUAGAGAAAUUGUAAACGCGAUUUAUACUGUGUCGAAACCCAUGGCUGCCUUGCACAUGUGUGUAAAUCCAAUAUUGUAUGUCUUCUCUGGAAAGGUGUACUUUACUUUUAAAAGGAAUAGGAUAAUAAGGUUGCGCAUAAUAAGAACAGUGUCCUAAAUUAGUUCCUGCUUGAAAAUCCAGCCGAUUGCGAGCAAUAAAAAAAAAUUACAGGACUGUGCAUCCAGAAAAUGUCUCAUAAAAUGUUAUGACAAUACUCCGUUGAUAGCUUUAAUUCAGAAGUGUAAGUGUUGCAAGUGCCUGUGAGAGACUGUAAAUUAUUUUUUAAAGAAUUGUUUCAGAGCUGCCAGUGACCACAUGACCAGGGGUGCGUGUCCACUUUCACCAAAUCUUAGAAGAAAAGCGGGGUUGAGCCUUUGAUAGCGAUCAGGUGAUAACGAAGCAUAAUAGGCCGUAGGGCAACAUUUGGCAGCAGAGGGCACUGCAGCAUAUUAGCUCCCACGUCAAUGCUGUCCACCUUCACCAAACCACCAUUGACCACUGCGAAUGAAGUGUUCUCAAAUAACCCCCGGUGACCUCCACGGCAUGGGGAGGGCCUGAGUCCAGCAGUGGAUUCGCAAAGUGGCCGCACGUCUGGAAAGUACCCACAUGCCGAAUUUAAAGUUUGUUGCAUGUCGGGGAAAUAUGCUAAACAUUUUGAACAGACACAUUCGCAAAUUUGCCUUUUUAUAUAUAUAGAUUACAAACUUUCUGACUUUGUAAAGCAAGGCAAGAUUCAUGGGGACCCCAUGAAAGAUUUAAGAAAUUAUUUUGAGUUAUUUUGCCGUAACUAUUUUCCAAGUGCAUGAGUGGGAAAAUCCAAUAAAAUAAGUUUUAUGCAUCAGAACUAAAUAUUUACAAUCUCAAAGUAAAUGAUGUACACACUUUGUCUCGUGUAAUUCAUGAGUCAAUGCAAGAAUACUUUGUUUUCUUUUCUAUAAUGUGUAAAAUAAAAUACAAGUCCGUUAAAUUAGAAAGUUCAGCUUCAUUUUGUACUGUACAUAUUAUUAAGAUACCGUUAUAUUCUUAAACUUUAAAUGUUUAUAUAAAUGAAAUGCAAAUAAUGUAAACAGUUACUGGCUUUGUUAUAUAUUUAUUUUCCUAAACCUUUUGUAAUUGUACAAAAUUACAUUCGUUGCGACUAAGUUUAAGCAUGACGUGCACAUGUAAUUGUAAAAAAAAAUUUGUAGAAUAAAAAUUGAGCUGACUUUCCACGAAUGGUUCUGGAACAAACACAAAGCACUGUGUGCAUCUGUUUUGUGUGUCCCUAAAUCUACCACCAAACGCUGUGUCAUCAAAUGCUCUGUUUGGCACAAUAACACUUGAAACUGCUGGUAAAUCCACAGUGCAGUGGAUGGUGGUUUGAAAUGCACAUUUAUCAUUAUUUUCUUUUGCUGCAGCACAAUCCACCGGCGCGAUUCGGUGCUUGAGUUAUUUCAACCAUUAAACUCAAAUGAGAACAGUCGCGUUCUUAUAGAAAUCAGCCGCGUGUUCCUUAGCAGAGUCACUCUCCAAUUGCCUUGCUCCAGACACCCUUGUCUUCAACAGGUGGAGCAAGUGAAGUCUGUUGUACCAACUCACUUUUAAAAGCACGAGCCUCUUUUGCUGGCAACAUGGCCCAGCCUCCAACGUACAGCCUGGUUUACCCAACCGCAAACCAUCCUGACCAAAAUAUGCCCAGCAAUGCUAAUAAUCAAAGUCAGCCUUCUGCCACGACAAGUGCCCCUUAUCUACCAGGAACCGAAAUGCUCUACCUUUCCAAAACCACAUUUUAUCAAUCAGCCUCAAGUGCCAUGUCCUUCCCAGUGAGACGUUCGGAUUAUUCUGUGGCACCAAACAGCCCAGUGUACACAGGCACAGCGUACCCUGCGAGCUCCAGCCAGCCUUGCCAUCAUCUCUCUGGGGGCACUGCUUUGGCUGAAGAUCCCUCCAUAAAAUAUAUCCAUUCACCGGGAGCGAGUGGCUUCGCUGCUGGUCCUAGUCAUUUAGGGUUCAUCGGGCCAGACGGAAUGGUAGCUCCACCAUGUGGCCACGUUUAUCCACCGCCUACUGGUAAGGUUUUCCCUCAACACUCUGCGAUGUAUCCUCCGCCAAAAUCUGCUCCACUGAUGGCGCAAGUGCCAAACUAUUUCCCAGACCAGGCAGCCUGGGCGUUCCAUGCUCAGCAUCAACAACCACCUACAGAGCCACCAUGUCCACAUUCGAAAAUGCCACAAGCACCAAGUGCCCCGUUUCACCCGACAUCUAAAAACAACAGCGGAGUUUCAGGGAAACAUUCAGCUGUGAGUGGAAAAAAACCUCAUCCACGAACAACCUCAAAACAAAGCCCCGUGCGAGGCAGUUCGACCAAAGCCCUGCUUUCCCCCAUGAGUCCAUCAGCCACGGCAGUGCUGCAGUAUGGAGGCAGGGCUCUGUGUAUGGCGGCAACCGGAUUCCGGCUCAUUGGCAAGGCCAAGAAGUAUUUCUCAACAACGGAGGCAGAGCACGAAGCGGAGGAGAUGGCAGGACAGCAGGUGGCCGCGGAAUCUUGGGAGCUGUCGGAGGACUGAUCUCUGUAAAAGCAAGUGAGCCGAGUUUGAGCUUGGUCCAGCUUGAAUAUACGCUUGAGUACUGCAGUUUGAGCUAAUGACACACGUGACGGAAAGCACGUCUCUCUAAACUGGAUGCAAAGCUAGCCACUGGAAUUGUUGCACAAUCGUUCUCGUAUAAAGGUCUCGGAUUAAGAGAAUCUGAGUUUGCAGUACAUUUUAAGACAGGUUCAGUUUUCAUGUAACAUUUGAAGUCGGGUUUCCCCGAAAAUGUGAUAUUUCAGAAUCAGAAAAAUGAUGCGGCAUUAAAUGUAAGACUUUAAUAUGAAUUUGAUUCUAAUGCGGUACAGUACUUUAAAUGGAUACAAAUUUUGAACUUUAAAUUAUAUGUAUUCAUAUUUGCAAGUCUUAAUGACAUUUCAAAUUGCCUUUUUAAAGUAUUUUUUUCCUGCUGCUCUAUACAAAUACUGUAGAUUCAGUCCGCUCAAGGAAUUGUGUAGUUAUAAUAGUUUUAAGUAUCAUCCAAACACAGCAUGAAAGUGAUCAUGUUAAAUCGAUAAUCUCACUAAAUCUCUGAACUAAGCAGCAUUAUCUGGCAUAUCCAAGCAAAGCUUGUUAUAUAUAUAAGAACAGACUGGUACAGCAUGCACGUCAUUUUACUAGGUAUUUAUUUUCAUAAUGAAAAAUUGGUUUUCAUACAUUUCAUAACAUCUGGUGUAAAUAUUGUACACGUUAGCAAAAACGGAAUCUAUUAUGACACAACACGCUGUGUAUUAUUGUACUGUCUUGCCGUGACAACAGGUAAGGCAUCACAAUCUGCAAACAAAUGUAUACUUUAUCCUCCCUAAGUGUGGCCAGUAGUGAUAAGUGAGGACCCACUUCAUAAUUACUUUUUAACUGGUUAAAACAUUAUAUUACCCAUCAAAUACUAUACUGUGCAUCGGUCAUACUGUUUGGAUGAAUUGUACAUUUAAUGACAUUUAUGGUGCCUUAUCUCUCCAGAUUUGCCACUGUUGUGGAGUGUAGUUAGAUCUGAAUGCUAGAGUAACUCAUUUGAGUUUAAUGGUUGAAAUAACUCGCAAGAUGCACUUAUUACAGUAUUGAAAUAUACGUUAAAAAUAUAUACGUAUAUAUAGCACAAAUUACUUAAUCUCCAAUACCUGCGUAUAUGCAGUAUAUAUGGCUCCACGUACUCAGCUAAAUUUUGAUCAAAGAGGUUAAACUGAUUUAAAGUAUAACUAAUUUUACACUCGCACAUAAACAACUAUUACAGUGUGGUACUGCAUUGUAAUCUUUAUUAUGAAGGCAUUGUUCUAGUCCACUGUUGGACAUAGUUAAUGAUAAAUACUAAUGAGUGGUAUUCUUUACUUCAGUAGAAUGUUAAAGAAAGAUGGGUCGAACUUUACAAAACCUUGAAUUCACAAAAUAAGGUAGAAACAUUGUGACAUGUUGCUAUUAUAAAUUUUAGCAUUAUAACUACGAAUUAACUUCCAAUGAUAUUUUAAUAUGGUCAACGAUGAAAAUGAAUAAGGUAUGUUCAUCCUGAAGGAAGGGGGAAAAAUGCAAAUGGUCUUGGUUGGUUUUAUGGAUAUAUGACAUACAGCAUUUU
This is a messenger RNA of Petromyzon marinus (sea lamprey), 6285 nucleotides long. Its product is annotated as P2Y purinoceptor 4-like. Gene Ontology annotation, cellular component: plasma membrane. Gene Ontology annotation, molecular function: G protein-coupled receptor activity. The record is from RefSeq and is a predicted model, not a curated record. Gene Ontology annotation, biological process: G protein-coupled receptor signaling pathway. Lineage: Eukaryota; Metazoa; Chordata; Hyperoartia; Petromyzontiformes; Petromyzontidae.